Glycine soja is the source of this 1919-nucleotide messenger RNA. RefSeq lists its product as uncharacterized. Lineage: Eukaryota; Viridiplantae; Streptophyta; Magnoliopsida; Fabales; Fabaceae. The transcript is spliced from 4 exons. The record is from RefSeq and is a predicted model, not a curated record. Bases 1150 to 1713 code for a protein of 187 amino acids.
AGUACCUACAAAACAAACAGGUACAGGCUUCCACUGCUUGAUUUUGUUGGGGUGACACCAACUGGGAUGACAUUCUCUGCCGAUUUUGCAUAUCUGGAGGGUGAACGUCUUAAUAAUGUGGUUUGAGCUUUAGAACGCUUCCGAGGUAUAUUUUUAAGACGUGAUGUCCUCCCUAGAGUUAUUGUGAUUGAUAGAGACCUAGCAUUGAUGAAUGCAGUGAAAACUGUAUUUCCUGAGUGUACAAAUUAUUUGUGUAGCUUUCACAUAAACAAGAAUGUGAAGGCCAAAUGUAAAUCAUUAAUUGGUCAAAGAAAUGCUUGGGAGUAUGUCAUGGAUGCCUGGGGAACUCUUGUUGAUUGUCCUUCAGAGCAGCAGUUUGAUGAGUGCCUGAAGAAGUUUGAAAUGGUUUGUUCACCUUGGCCAAUGUUUGUUGACUAUGUCAAGGAAACAUGGAUAAUCACACAAGGAAAAAUUUGUUUCCGCCUGGACGAAUAAGGUGAUGCACUUAGGAAACACAACAACAAACAGGAUUGAACCUGCUCACUGGGCUUUAAAAAGAGUGUUACAGAAUAGCCUUGGAGACUUAUGCAGUGUCUGGGAUGCCAUGAACAACAUGAUGACGCUACAACACACGAAAAUUAAAGCAUCAUUUGAAACAAGUACACAUGUCGUUGGACAUGUCUUCAAAUUAAAGCAUCAAGGUAUGCUUUAAAUCAGAUUGCUGUUGAAUUUGAGCGUGUUCACUAUGCUGGCAAGAAUCCUUCCACUUGUGGUUGUGUCAUGAGAAGCACACUCGGUCUUCCUUGUGCUUGUGAGCUAUCCAAGUAUGUCGUUGGUUGCAUCCCAUUGGAUUCAAUCCAUAUGUUCUGGAGGUGACUCAGUUUUUCAGACCAAGGGUUAUCUGAGCCUGAAGUGAGCAUCAAGGAAAAAAUGGAAACAAUAUCCAAAAGAUUUGAAGAACUUGAUGUUUGUGGUAAGUUUACUCUAAAGACUAAACUUCAGGAAAUUGCAUACCCUGAUCAAAAUUCGAUGUGUCCUCCUCCAGCAAAGGUUAACACAAAAGGUGCAUCGAAGAAACCAAUGAACAGAAACCCAAGGUCAACAAAACACGAUCCAUCUUACUGAGAGUAUGUAGAUGCUUUUGAUUCUAUGCAAAAUAGUAAUUCGCUAGUGAGGCGUAGUGCAUCAUCUUCUGAGAAGCCCAAUCCAAGAAAGAUCAUGCCUAUGUUGGAUCAAUUUCAGCCAUUUAUCCACGACUUCAUUCAUAACAUUGUUGAUGCCAAAACUGAUGGAAACUGUGGAUAUCGGUUGGUUGUCGGUUUAUUAGGUAUGGGUGAAGACUCAUGGUCGUUGGUCUGCACCCAUCUACUUAAAGAACUUGGAAAAUUCUCAAAUGAGUAUAUGAAGCUCUUUGGUGGCAAGGAGAGAUUUGAGGAAUUAAGGAUCUCACUACUUGUUGAUGGGUUAACCAAGGUGACUAAGGAUAAAUGGAUGGAUAUAACCGACGUGAGAUAUGUCAUUGCAUCAAUGUAUAAUGUAAUCCUUGUAUCCUUGUCUCAACAACAAAGCAUGACGUUCUUUCCUCUUAGAAGUCAACCGCUGCCAGAUUCUUCAGUGCAUCGCAUAAUUUGUAUCGGUCAUGUGUAUGACAAUCAUUUUGUUCAGGUUUAUUUAAAAGACUGUUGUCGUUUACCGCUUGUAGCAUUAUUAUGAUCUAGCAAUUGUCAUCCUCAAGCGAAGCAGUGGCCAACUCCAUAUAUUAGUAGAAUGCAACAUUACAAAAGCUUCAUGAUGUUCAAAAGAGACUAUGUUGACAUAAAUGAUGAUUGAACAUGUACCUUUUAACCACUGAUCGUUUUGAAUUUGAAUUUCACAUUAGAGUUAUGUGUCUUUGUAUAUUUGUUCCAUUAACAAAAAAA